Prorocentrum cordatum is the source of this 1809-nucleotide messenger RNA. NCBI's taxonomy places the organism in Eukaryota, Dinophyceae, Prorocentrales, Prorocentraceae. The record is from the annotation of a GenBank genome assembly.
AUGGGAUGGGAGCACGAGGUUCACUUCAUGAAGACCGCCCCAAUGAGCUCCAUGGCAAGCAACAUCGGGGGGAAGACUUUCCACAACUUCAGCAAGCUCGGGAUCGAUCUUAUCACGGGGGUGGAGAACGUGUCCGUGGAGCUGCUGGACGCCGUGCACAGGCAGGUGAAGGACUCGACGAGGGACAAGGGGAACCCGUGGGCCGUGGACGCACGCGCCCCGAAACAGUUCGCCAUGCUCGGCGGUCUGAACCUGGUACUUCUCGGAGAUCUGUGGCAGAUCCCGCCCGUGAGGACUCUCAGUAUUGCUGCCAAUCCUUUCAUGAAGUGGUCCGCCAACGUCGGCCGCAUGCUCGAGAUGUUUUGGACAGAGGGCUUGCCGCGCUCGGCGACUCACCGCUACGCCCUGACCCAGUCGCACCGCUGCCCAGACCCGUGGUGGAGGAGCUUCCUCGCAGAAGCGCGCGCGGGGAGUCUGUCGGACAGAAUGUACGAUUUCGCCCACGGUUUUCCCGCUGAUGUGCCCGGCUCCUGGAUGCCCGCAAGCCCCGGCAGCGCCGAGGCCUCGGCGGGGCACCUCGGCUGCGGGAAAGCGAAGUGCCGCGCGCUCUGGACGUGCGAGCUCUUGAGUGCGCUGACUGCAGCGCGGAACGCCGUCGGCGCUGCCGCGUCGCCUCUCAGAGCGACGCCAGACAGCGGGAGGUCGAAGGAGUCCCUUGCCAACGCCAGGCAGAAGUGGCUGAUGCACCCGGAAAACAAGACUGGCGGAGUUCCGGGCGUGCUUCCGAUCUUCGAAGGGAUGCGCGCGCGCUUCGCGACCACGGAGAAUGCGGAGGCGGGAGCCUGCAAGCCUUCCUGGGGGACAGUGACUGGCUGGGUUCUCCAUCCGGACGAUUCGAAGCUGGUGAAAGAGCAGAGGGCCGAGCCAGAGCUGGUCCUGCAGCACGUGCCCGAUGCGAUCAUGCCUGCUGGCGUCCUCCCGGUGAAGCUGAAGGAAGUGCCCUGGGAUCGCAGUCCCGGCUUCAAGGCCAUGGUGGAGCGCGCGGGUUUCCCGCUCGUCCCGCACUUCGCCGCCGCGGCCCACUGCGUCACCGGCUCCACUCUUCCGCAGGCCAUCGUCGACCUCCUGGACGCGCGGACGACGCCCCGUUCGUCCAUGGCCCCCACUGGCUACGUGGCCAUCAGCCGUGCCAGGAGGGCGGACGACCUGAUCAUCACCCAGCCUUUUUCCCCCAUGCUGUUCCGCCAGGGGCAUCAGACGGGCCCGUGGCUCCUGCACUCCCUUACAUCUGGGGAGAUGACGACGGAACAGGCGAAAGCAAGUUGGGCCAAGGCAGAGAGGGAAGCCGCGUCCAGGUCGUCGAAGAAGUUGGUGGACGCCACGUUCCAGUGCGCCGAUUGCCACCAGCGAGAAAAAACUGGCAAUUUCCCAGACAGUGGCAUGAGAACGAGCGACUCCCUGGAGCACGCCGUGGCGGUGCUGAGCCAGGGGGCCUGGGGGAGGUGCGCCUUCUGCGUUCAGAAGCGGACCUCUGCUUCGGGCGCACCUGCCGCGGCUGCAGCGCCGUUCGCCGCGGAAGGCAGAGACGUGCUCGUCUGCAAGCGCUGCAAGGAGCCCAAACACUUGACGAAUUUCCGACGCAGCGAGGUGAAUGACCCGAAAGGCAGAGGGGCGCUGGACCUCGCCGUUUGCGUGGCGCGCACCCCGGAGCGGCAGCAUUUCGACGUGUUGUCGGCGGCCCGCCUGUUGAAGUGUCGCAUCUGCAAGCGGGGCGUGCCCGCGGAGCAGCUCGAUGCAGCUUUUUUUUAA